AUGGGCAGACGUGGUCCUUGGCACCUACUGCUGAGCACUGGUGGAAUGGAGAGCAUUGCUAGUGAACAGGAUUUGACCAUCGUGGUACCUGUAUUUCUAAUUCUUCUGGGGGCUACAGCAACAUUGCAAGUGGAUUUACUUCCCGACAAAAAGCUUUUACUUCUACCACCUGUCAAUUUCACUAUUAAAGUUACUGGAUUAGCUCAAGUUCUUUUACAUUGGGACCCAAAUCCUAAUCGAGAGCAAAGGAAUAUUAAGCUCCAAUAUCAUGUGAAAAUAAACUCCCCACAAGAAGAUGAGUAUGAUACCAGGAAGACUGAAAGCAAAUAUGUGAUUCCCCUUCACGAAGGCUUUACAGCCAGUGUGCGGACCAUUUUGGAGAACAGUCACUCCUUCCUGGCCAGCAGCUGGGUUUCUGCUGAACUUAAAGCUCCACCAGGAGCUCCUGGAACCUCAGUUGUGAAUUUAACUUGCACCACAAACACUGCCAUGAAUAAUCGCACACACUUAAGGCCAUACCGAGUUUCUCUUCUAUGCACCUGGCUUGUUGGCAAGGAUGCCCCUGAAGACACACAGUAUUUCCUCUACUAUAGGUAUGGCUUUUGGACGGAAGAAUGCCAGGAAUACAGCACAGAUGCUCUGAACAGAAACACUGCAUGCUGGUUUCCCAGGACAUUUAUCAACAGCAAAGGGCUUGAGCAGCUUGCAGUGCAUGUUAACGGCUCAAGCAAGCAUGCCGCUAUCAAGCCCUUGGAUCAGCUGUUCUUCCUGCAUGCCAUCGAUCAAGUAAAUCCUCCGAUGAAUGUCACAGCUGAGAUUGAGGGAACUUCUCUCUCUAUCCUAUGGGAGAAACCCGUUUCUGCCUUUCCAGUCCAGUGCUUUGAUUAUGAGUUGAAAAUCUGCAACAUGAAGAAUGGUUACUUUCAGAUGGAAAAACUGACAACCAACAAAUUCAUCUCAAAAAUUGAUGAUGUCUCUACGUACUCUAUUCAAGUGAGAGCAGCUGUGAGCUCCACAUGCAGAAUGGCUGGGAACUGGGGCGAGUGGAGUCAACCUAUUUACAUGGGAGGUGAGCAGAAGCCCUUGGCAGAAUGGUUUCUCAUCCUGCUUCCAGCCACCAUCUGCUUCAUCUUGUUAAUUUUCUCACUCAUCUGCAGAGUGUGUCACUUAUGGACCAAGUUGUUUCCACCAGUUCCAGUGCCAAAGAAUAACAUCAAAGAUCUCUUAGUGGUGACCAACUGUGAGAAAACUGGUUCCAAUGAAACAGAAGUUGAAAUCAUAAGUUAUGUGAAAGAGCCUGGAUUUGAGAUCUUUGAAAAUUCCAUGUUUUGA
Messenger RNA from Nannospalax galili (Upper Galilee mountains blind mole rat), 1332 nucleotides. It is a transcript of the gene Il5ra, whose product is annotated as interleukin 5 receptor subunit alpha. The record is from RefSeq and is a predicted model, not a curated record. Lineage: Eukaryota; Metazoa; Chordata; Mammalia; Rodentia; Spalacidae. The transcript is spliced from 11 exons. Gene Ontology annotation, biological process: immunoglobulin mediated immune response; cytokine-mediated signaling pathway. Gene Ontology annotation, cellular component: external side of plasma membrane; membrane. Gene Ontology annotation, molecular function: cytokine receptor activity; protein binding. The coding region runs from base 1 to 1332 and encodes 443 amino acids.